GGCCCCGCCGAGCCGCCGGCGCUGCCCGCCCCAUCAGGCGAGGGACAGGAGACCCGCCCCGGCCGGCAGCGAGCCGAGCCGUCGCCGCAGCGCCAUGAAGAUCAAGGAUGCCAAGAAGCCGUCUUUCCCGUGGUUUGGCAUGGACAUUGGGGGAACGCUGGUGAAGCUUGCCUACUUUGAACCCAUUGACAUCACUGCAGAGGAGGAGCAGGAGGAGGUUGAAAGCUUGAAGAGCAUCCGCAAAUACCUGACUUCCAAUGUAGCCUAUGGAUCCACUGGCAUUCGGGACGUCCACCUGGAGCUGAAAGACUUGACCAUUUUUGCUCGAAGAGGAAACUUGCACUUUAUCCGAUUCCCAACUCAUGAUUUGCCUACUUUUAUCCAAAUGGGAAGGAACAAAAACUUUUCGACACUACACACGGUGCUCUGUGCCACCGGCGGUGGCGCGUACAAGUUCGAAGAAGACUUUCGCACAAUUGGAAACCUCCAGCUGCACAAACUGGAUGAGCUUGACUGCCUUGUCAAAGGCUUAUUGUACAUAGACUCUGUCAGCUUCAAUGGCCAGGCAGAGUGCUAUUAUUUUGAAAAUGCCUCAGACCCCGAGAGAUGCCAAAAGAUGCCUUUUAACCUGGAUGAUCCCUACCCACUGCUGGUGGUUAACAUUGGUUCAGGAGUCAGCAUUUUAUCAGUCCAUUCCAAAGACAACUAUAAAAGAGUAACUGGAACAAGUCUAGGUGGAGGGACCUUCCUUGGUUUGUGCAGUUUGUUGACGGGCUGUGAAAGUUUUGAAGAAGCUCUGGAAAUGGCAUCCAAAGGAGACAGCACACAUGCUGACAAGCUGGUUCGGGAUAUUUAUGGAGGAGACUAUGAAAGAUUUGGCUUACCAGGGUGGGCUGUAGCAUCCAGUUUUGGGAACAUGAUCUACAAAGAGAAGAGAGAGUCUGUUAGUAAAGAAGAUCUUGCAAGAGCCAUUUUGGUGACCAUCACCAAUAACAUUGGGUCUAUUGCCCGGAUGUGUGCAGUAAAUGAGAAAAUAAACAGAGUUGUGUUUGUUGGCAAUUUUUUGCGUGUGAAUACUUUGUCAAUGAAGCUUCUUGCGUAUGCACUGGAUUACUGGUCAAAAGGCCAGCUGAAGGCCUUGUUCCUAGAACAUGAGGGAUACUUCGGAGCUGUUGGUGCUCUGCUUGGGCUGCCCAAUUUCAGUUGAGAUACCAGAUGUCACUACACUGAACUAUUUUCCACCUGAACAACAUUUGUUUAUGGCAAUGGGAAUUAAAUCUGGGGAAGGGAGAAGAAAACAGCCCAUUUUCUGUAACCGUUUAUAAGAAGUGAUUAGCUACUGAGUAUUGCUGUUCUAAGGAAGGGUUUCACUCUGGGCAUUGGAAAGUGAACUGUUUGUGGUUAUCAUUUAUGUUCUUUGGUACUUGUAGCCAGUGGUGAACUCAUAAUAUGCAAUACAUCCUCUGAAAACAACCUUCCAGAAAUCCCAGACAAAGGAAUGCCAAACCAUUAAGUGCUCAACAUGAAAAUAAUUGCAAGUUUACUCCUGAGGCUUUAAGCCCAUCAGUUUUGUAUAUAAUUAAUGAAUGAACAAUUAUUUUCAUUAGUUAUAGUAUAGUAUGAGCACAAUUUCCCCUGUGUACUUAGAGAAAACAACUUUAAAAACAGCGAGGUACUAUCUACAAGAUGAGAGGAAUCUGUAUACCAUUCCUUCCCACAGUAAAGAACAGUAAUUAUUUUAUUUUUCUGUCUAAUGGAAAUAAUAUUAAUGCUUUAAUUUUCAGUGGGAAGAAUAGAAACACAAAAAAUCAGCCAAAGCAGCAGAUUAAGCAUCUGAUGUUAUGAAAGUUUCAUGAAGAUACUCACUUGCUCUCUUCAUUUAUUUGAAAAUUUAGCUGGUAUUUUGGGAAGAUCCCUCUGUCUUUGAUUGGAUUUGGAAAGGAGUUUAGUGAUUAAUGAAGGCAGGUUUUUUUCAUUUUUCAUUGUUUUUGGGUUUUUUUUGAGGGCAUGACUCCCAAAAUGCCUUCUGGAUUUUUGUUGUCUCUUUUUAUCAGUUCUGCCAUCAUGAAUCAUUAUUUGUGAAGGUACCACAAAGCCUGAGAGUAUUAUGUUGUAUUUUUCAUGAUUCUGAUGACCUCAGGACCUCAUAAUUCUGGUGUUUUGGCUCAUUUCUGUGGAGAUUUGGAAAAUUUUGGCUACUAAUUUAAAAUUCUGAGUUCUACUUAAUUUUGUAGGAGUUGAUCAGAAUCUAAUUAGAUGUUGAAAAUGAAAGGUUGCUAGCUUACUUUUGGAUUUGGGAAGUUUGUUUUUGAAAAUUGAGGACAGCAUCAGAGUUUGUAUUGCAGCACCAAACGGACCAACGUUUAGUGCUCUCGCAAUAUGGAACAUCAAAUCGUGGCCUUGGGAUAAAAUCCACCCUCUGGAACUGAUCUUUGGGGUUUUCUGUAGACUUUUAAAAUUUACAGUUGUGAUUAUUGUAAUAAGUUUAGUCCUGAAGCCAGGGCAUGAGAUCUUAAACUUACGAGACUAUUAUACAAUCAUUAGCUACGUGAAUUUUUGUGGACUAAAGAGCUACCCAAUUUUAUUAUAUUUUCAUGUUCAAUAUUUCCUGUAUGUGCAUGAGGAGCAACCAGACUAGAACACAUUGAUAUCUCGGGGUUUAAGGUAUUUUUAAAACUGAUUGCUCGAGUAUUCCACAGCAUGGCUGUGUUGUAUUUACAGAUACACCCACCUAGUGUGUUAGAAACCCUGUGUGCUAUUUCAGUCUUCUCUUUCUUACAAUUCAAAGCCCCAUACUAACAUCAUAUGUUAUCUUUUAAGAUUUUCUGGGAUCCUUUAAGAGUACAGUACCUUAGGGCAGGCAGCUCAUUUAAGUGCAGCUGCCAAUUUCAAAUGCAGUUCCAUUUAUUGUUGCUUUUUCCGGUACUUGUACUGCAUUUCUAUUGUGCUUGCUUUUGAUGUUUCACUUUAGACAUAAACAACUAAAAAUUACACCCACAGUUCAGCUGAUCUAAUGCUAAUUCAGAGCACUUCAGAAAAUAAGCAAAUAUGGGUUUUAUAGAAUGUCUUUAUAAAUGCUGUAUACGGCUCGUUUGGGUUAUGGUUGACUAUCAGAAGUAAACUUUAUUUGGUUAAUAAAACUGUGUGAAAACCUAAUUUUCUGAGUGUUCUGACAGCCUGCUGAAAAGUUUGCAAACUAACUGCAUAUUUUAUUUGCAAAGUGAGGUACUUUAAGACAUAUACUACAGCUCCAUUAGAAAUAGUUCCUUUAGACCAUGUUUAUUGCUACUUCAGUUCUCUUUUGGUGAUACUGAGAGUCCUUUUGAAGCAGUAGUUAGAAGCUACUUACAUAUUUAACCAAAAGCACACAUAGCAGAGGAUUACCUAAUAUCCAUGGUUCAUUAAACCAGUUGAAGCUGAUGUGACUUAAGAUACAUUUUUUUUCUAAGUAAAUUGUUACAAAAUAAGUGGAAUAAUUCUUGAAUAGCUGUACUGUAUAGAAACUACUGUGAGAAUCAAAAAGUAUGCCCUACCUCUGGUUUACUUCCCUUGAGCUUCUAAAAAAGUUGGUUUCCUAUUCCUGGUUUAAUCAGCACAAUUGGUACUUCAUUACAAGAGCAACCAGAGCAGUUGUCAAGCCCUACUGUAAAGCCCAGGGAUCCUGUAUUUAAGCGUCAUCUUUGGGUUUCAUCUCACUUUCUGUCAGCUUAGAACUUGUUAGAGUCCCCAAAGAUUGACUCUACCACCAGGAGAAAUGAUAGGCAUCACAAGUAGUUGCAAGAUAAGCCUUAAAGUCUUCUCUUUGAAAUUCUCUUCUAAAUAUGUUGAAAAGGAUUGUUUCUUUUACACAGAUAACUGAAGUAGCUUGCUUUUUCCUGAUCCUCUGUUUUUUCUUUCACCCUUGCCAUUUCCUCAAAGCCAACUGGUUGAAGCAGCUUUAGGGUGAAUGGAUACAAAUGAAAAUUUGGGGUUUUCUCAGGACUACUGUUGUCUUCUCAAGUGGAACCACUCCUCUAGAGGAAAGUUCUGUGAUACUUCUUCUAAAGUAAAAUGCAAAAUU
Molecule: messenger RNA, 4060 nt
Organism: Empidonax traillii (willow flycatcher)
Lineage: Eukaryota; Metazoa; Chordata; Aves; Passeriformes; Tyrannidae
Gene: PANK3
Product: pantothenate kinase 3
Exons: 7
Coding region: 95-1207 (370 amino acids)
Biological process (GO): coenzyme A biosynthetic process
Cellular component (GO): cytosol; nucleus
Molecular function (GO): pantothenate kinase activity; ATP binding
Source: RefSeq, a predicted model, not a curated record